Messenger RNA from Leptidea sinapis, 3034 nucleotides. It is a transcript of the gene Ocrl, whose product is annotated as type II inositol 1,4,5-trisphosphate 5-phosphatase. Lineage: Eukaryota; Metazoa; Arthropoda; Insecta; Lepidoptera; Pieridae. Gene Ontology annotation, cellular component: membrane. Bases 126 to 2681 code for a protein of 851 amino acids. Gene Ontology annotation, molecular function: phosphatidylinositol-4,5-bisphosphate 5-phosphatase activity; inositol phosphate phosphatase activity. The transcript has a single exon. Gene Ontology annotation, biological process: phosphatidylinositol dephosphorylation; signal transduction. The record is from RefSeq and is a predicted model, not a curated record.
UAUUACUACAAAAUAUAAAUAAAAAUGGUAGUUCUAAGUUAUUGACACUGGGCGAUUCAAUCAAUUAUCAAAAUGGGAACUGAUAUAAUGUAACAACAUACUAUUAUGUAUUUUUGUUUGUAAUAAUGAAUCACGACGAAAUAAAAGUUGUUGUACAGGAGAAAUUCCUGUCAAGUGAGAGAGUAACAGCGUUGCUAUGUGACGCCAAAGUAUUUCACCCCGAAUGGGUUAAGAAAGAUAGACUCCUUGCUAUCGUAGAAUACGGAGACGAGAAAGCUGUUUUUUGUUUGUUUUCGUCAUGUUACCCACCGAAGACCUUCACCGACUUAUCAAUAGAAAUAAUAUUACCAAUCGAUAACAGUUUUAAGUGUGAAAUCGAUAACAAGCCGUCUGAUCCUGAAGCAAUUUUGUACCUGAAUCUGCAAUCUCGUUUAAGUAAAUAUAAGUUUGAAAUACAAAUGACUCCAAGGGUUGACAAUUUCGUCGAUGAUCUGUUUCGUGGAAUAGAAGCAGUGAAUAAAAUUCCAACACAGCCUGAGUUUGUGUGGCUAAAGAAGUACAGUGUUAAAAAUGAUGAUCAAACUAUAGCUGAAAGCAUUAUGUUACCUAAAUCAAAUAUGCAUAAUACAGCACCUGUUGCCAUUAGGGAAAGCCUAAUUAAAAGGAAGAUGAGUGACAAGGAGUUGGAAUAUACAUUCACAAAGAAUUUUACAGUUUUCUGUGGAACAUGGAAUGUGAAUGAUAAAUCACCUGUAAUACCAUUAAAAGGUUGGCUUAGUGUUGACCAGGAACCACCUGAUAUUUAUGCCAUUGGAUUUCAAGAGCUUGAUUUAUCAAAGGAAACAUUUUUAUUUGAUCAGACCAUGAGAGAAGAUGAAUGGUAUUGCGCAGUGCUUAAUUAUAUUGAUAAGAGAGCUAAAUAUAUAAAGGUAGAAAAGGUACGGCUUGUAGGCAUGCUACUUAUUGUAUUAAUAAAAGAAAAACAUUUUCAGAAUGUACGUAAUGUUAUCUGUGACACAGUGGGUACUGGAAUUAUGGGGAAAAUGGGCAAUAAAGGUGGAGUUGCUAUAAGAUUUGACUUUCACAAUACAUCUAUUUGCUUUGUCAACUCACAUUUAGCAGCACAUGUAGAAGAGUUUGAGAGACGCAAUCAGGAUUUCCGAGAUAUAUGUAAUAGAACAAGAUUUGUACAAAUUGAUCAACAGCCAAAAUCAAUAAAGGAUCAUGAUCAUAUUUAUUGGCUAGGAGAUUUAAAUUACCGCAUAACUGAAAUGGAUCCCAUUACAGUGAAGAAACUAGUAAGUGAGAAUAAUUUUAAGCCAGUUCUGGAAUGGGAUCAGUUAAAACAGCAGCAUAAUAAUAAGAAUGUAUUUUCUGGAUACACUGAAGGCCCCAUCACAUUUAAACCUACAUACAAGUAUGAUCCUGGGACUGAUAAUUGGGAUUCAAGUGAGAAACACAGAGCUCCAGCGUGGUGUGACAGAAUAUUCUGGAAAGGGGACACCAUUACACAAUUAGCAUAUAGGAGUCAUCCAAGCCUUAAUAUAAGUGACCACAAGCCGGUUUCAGCCAUCUUCAGUUCCAGAAUAAAAAUCAUUGAUGAAGAAAAGUACAGGAGAGUUUAUGAAGAAGUAAUAAAACAGCUGGAUAAGUUAGAGAAUGAAUUGAUCCCUCAAGUAAAAGUUGACAUCACUGAAGUUGACUUUGGCACAGUUAAAUACUUAGAAUUACAAGUAAGGACCAUCACAAUUAAGAAUAUAGGAAAGUUGCCUGUUGAGUUUGAAUUUAUAAAUAAAUUGGAUGAGACACAGUUCUGCAAGGAAUGGCUGAUUGUUGAACCAUACAAGAAAUGUAUUUGUGCUGAUGAGACAUGUGAAAUUCAACUCAAGGUGCUCAUCAACAAGACAUCUGCAUGCAAAAUGAAUGCAGGUACAGACAAGUUGUAUGAUAUAUUAGUCCUUCAUUUAUAUGGUGGUAAAGAUAUUUUUAUCACAGUCAAUGGUACUUACCAGAGAAGUUGUUUUGGUUGCUCUAUUGAAGUACUUGUUAAAUUAAAUAUGCCAAUAAGAGAGGUUCCAGUAGGAAAGCUAAUUGAACUAGAGAAUAAAAGAGACCAGGCAGUAUCAAAUCAAUCCACAUAUUCAAUCCCUAAGGAGAUAUGGUUCUUAGUUGACCAUAUAUACUUACAUGGGUUGAAAGAGCCUAAUUUGUUUGAACAGCCAGGUUUACAUUCUGAAGUGCUACAAAUUAGAGACUGGCUGGAUAGUGGAUCUAUUGAUCCUAUUCCUGGCAGUAUUCACUCAGUUGCAGAAGCUUUACUGCUGCUACUAGAAAGUACAGUAGAUCCAAUAAUACCAUAUAAUCUUCAGUCAAUUUGUUUGAAAGCAUCAGCAAACUAUUUGCAAUGCAGGCAAAUUAUCAUGGAACUGCCGGAGUUCAGAAAAAAUGUUUUUCUUUACUUAUGUGAGUUUCUUCAAGAAGCAUUGCAACAUAGUUCAGAAAAUGGUCUAGAUUCUAAGACACUGUCUACACUUUUUGGUGCCAUAUUUUUAAGAGAUAAUCCAAACUUAGUACAAGAGCCGCAAUCUAGAAUAAAUAAGCAAAUCAUAGACAAAAAAAAGGCACAAUUUGUGUACCACUUUUUGGUAAAUGACCACAGUGACCUAAUGUUCUCUAGAUAAUUAUUUAGUAUUUGAUUAUAUUUUAUUUAAUACUCACAACAUUCUUCAUAUGAUGAAUUAUAUAUAGAUUUCAUUAUUUAUUAUCUAAAUAUUGGUGUUGUAAAUUAGCAAUGAAAUUGUGUUCUUAUCACAUGACAUGACAUAUGUAUUAUUAAUAUAAAAUGUAGCUGUUGUAGUUCAUAUUAAUUUAUUCUAGUUCUAAUAGCUGGCUUGUACCGUUCUGUACAUGGCGAAUUUAGCUGUAGGUUAUAUUUAUGAAUAAUAUUGUUUUUAUAAUUGUUAUAGAUGUUACAUGGUUGAAUAUAAAAUUAUAUACAUACAAUAAACAUUUAUCAACUGUAAAAUGUACAAAA